This is a messenger RNA of Strigops habroptila (Kakapo), 9010 nucleotides long. RefSeq names its product translocated promoter region, nuclear basket protein (gene TPR). Gene Ontology annotation, molecular function: structural constituent of nuclear pore. Gene Ontology annotation, cellular component: nuclear pore. The record is from RefSeq and is a predicted model, not a curated record. The transcript has 51 exons. Gene Ontology annotation, biological process: protein import into nucleus; mRNA export from nucleus. Lineage: Eukaryota; Metazoa; Chordata; Aves; Psittaciformes; Psittacidae. The coding region runs from base 360 to 7493 and encodes 2377 amino acids.
GGCGAGCUCGGCGCCAGCGCCGCCAUGCUUUGAGCGGCACAGCAGUAACACCUCCUUCCGCAACUCCCGCGCCCACAGCACGCCUCAGAGGGGCGAGCGGCCUCGGGGGCAGCUUCGACAAGAAGCCGUCGGGCCUCUCGCGUCGACUUUAGCGGUUUUCUUCCGCACACCAACGCAAAGCGCUACCUCACCGGAAGCGGAAGUGCUCGUAGACACGCCGCUUUCUGCCUGGAAAAUGACACCGUGAUUUGGCGGGGCCCGGCCAGCGCGCUCGCGCAUACGGCUCUGUGGCGCCUGCGCUGUUGGGCGCGCCACGGCCGGCGGCGGUGAGGCCGAACAGCGCAGGGGCUGCUUCCAAGAUGGCGGCCGUGUUGCAGCAGGUCCUGGAGCGGGCCGAGCUCUCCAAGCUGCCCAAGCUGGUACAGGCGAAGCUGGAGCGCUUCCUCGCCGAUCAGCAGAGCGAGAUCGAUGGGUUGCGAGCCAGGCAUGAGCGCUUCAAAGUGGACAGUGAACAACAGUACUUUGAAGUAGAAAAGCGCCUGGCUCAAAGUCAGGAGAGGCUUGUAAAUGGGACACAAGAAUGUCAAACUCUGCGUGAGGAGCUUAAAAAACUUCAUGAACAGUUGAAGUUACUGAAUGAGAAAAAUAAAGAGCUUGAAGCUGCUCAGGAUCGUAAUGCAGCCAUUCAGAGCCAUUUAAGUAGAGAAAAAGAAGAACUGGAAGCUGAAAAGAGAGAUUUGGUUCGAACAAGUGAAAGACGAUCUCAAGAAGUUGAACAUUUAAAUGAGGAUGUUAAACGCUUAAAUGAAAAGCUUACAGAAGCAAACACAGAAAAGGUGAAACUUCAGUUGAAGUUGGAUGAACUUCAAACAUCAGAUGUUUCCAUGAAGUACCGUGAGAAAAGGUUGGAGCAAGAAAAGGAACAUCUACAGAAUCAGAAUGCGUGGCUGAAUACUCAGUUGCAAGCCAAAACAGAGGAACUUCUACAUACUGCCAGGGAGAAAGGCAAUGAAAUCUUGGAGCUUAAAUGUAAUCUGGAGAACAAGAAGGAGGAGGUUUCGAGAAUGGAGGAACAGGUAAACAGCUUAAAACAGUCACAGGAAAAUCUUCAGAAGCAAGUGGAAGACCUUUUGAAUAAACUGAAGGAGGCAAAAGAGCAGCAAGCUGGUAUGGAGGAAAGAUUCCACAGUGAACUGAAUGCCCACAUAAAAUUAUCCAAUUUGUAUAAGAGUGCUGCUGAUGACUCAGAGGCAAAGAGCAAUGAACUGACAGGAGCAGUAGAAGAGCUGCACAAGCUCCUGAAGGAAGCAGGUGAAGCAACCUGCUUGUCUGAUUUAAUUUUAGCCAAUAAAGCCACCCAGGAGCAUUUGGCUGAGGUGGAAGAGUCAAAAGCUGUAAUGGAAAAAGAACUGAGAGAGAAGAUCAGUAAACUGGAAAAGGAGCUGGAGAAUGCUAAUGAUUUACUGUCCGCUACAAAGCGCAAAGGAGCCAUAUUGUCUGAGGAGGAACUGGCAGCUAUGUCUCCCACUGCUGCAGCAGUAGCUAAAGUAGUCAAGCCUGGAAUGAAAUUAACUGAGCUGUACAAUGCCUAUGUAGAAACUCAGGAUCAGUUGCUUUUGGAAAAGCUGGAGAAUAAGAGAAUCAAUAAAUAUUUGGAUGAAAUAGUGCAGGAAGUAGAAGCCAAAGCACCAAUCUUAAAACGUCAGCGUGAAGAAUUUGAGCGUUCACAAAAAGCUGUUGCUAGUCUGUCUGCAAAGCUUGAACAAGCUAUGAAGGAAAUCCAACGAUUGCAGGAGGAUGCUGAUAAAGCCAAUAAGCAUGCCUCUCUGCUUGGAAGAGAAAACCAGAGACUGGAAAUACAAGUAAAAGAUCUUUCACAGCAGAUUCGUGUGCUUUUAAUGGAACUUGAAGAAGCUAGAGGCAAUCAUGUGAUUCGAGAUGAAGAAGUGAGUUCUGCUGACAUCAGUAGCUCUUCUGAAGUGAUAUCUCAACAUCUAGUCUCUUACAGAAAUAUUGAAGAACUUCAACAGCAGAAUCAGCGUCUCUUAGUGGCUCUUCGGGAGCUGGGAGAGGCUAAAGAAAAAGAGGAGCAAGAAACAACAUCAUCUAAAAUUUCUGAGCUUCAGAAUCAGCUUGAGGAAGCUCUCAAUGAGCUAGAAAAACUGCGUGAAUCACGUCAUCAUCAGUUGCAGCUUGUUGAGUCUAUAGUUCGUCAGCGGGAUAUGUUUCGCAUAUUGUUGGCACAGACCACAGGAGCUAUUAUUCCUUUGCAAGCUUCAGGUAUGUUACCAGAGGAGAUGUCUCUUACAUCUACUCCAAAGCGCUCAAAUUUACCUCAAGCCAUGUCAACUCCUGCUUCGGUAUCAAUGCCUGAGUCAGUGGAGACUCUGGAGGCUAAGGCUGCACUUAAGCAGUUACAGGAAGUUUUUGAGAACUAUAAAAAAGAAAAGGCAGAGAAUGACAAGUUGCUGAAUGAACAAAAUGAAAAGCUUCAGGAGCAGGUCACGGACUUGAGGUCACAAAAUGCAAAGAUAUCCACACAGCUGGAGUUUGCUUCCAAACGUUAUGAAAUGCUGCAGGAUAACGUCGAAGGCUAUCGUCGAGAAAUAACAUCUCUGCAUGAAAGAAACCAGAAACUCACAGCAACAACUCAGAAGCAAGAGCAGAUAAUUAACACUAUGACUCAAGACCUGAGGGGAGCUAAUGAAAAACUGGCGGUGGCAGAGGUGAGAGCAGAAAACUUAAAAAAAGAGAAAGAUAUCUUGAAGAUGUCAGAUGUGCGUUUGACUCAGCAACGUGACUCUCUAUUAGUUGAACAAAGAGGACAGAAUUUGCUGCUUGCAAAUUUGCGAGCUAUUCAGGGAAUACUGGAGAAGUCUGAGACAGAUACAAAACAAAGGCUCAACAAUCAGAUAGAAAAGCUAGAGCGUGAGAUAUCUCAGCUGAAGAAGAAACUAGAAAGUGAGGUGGAACAAAGACAUUCCCUUUCCAAAAAUCAAGAAGUUCAUAUUCUUGAUCUUAAGAGGCAACUCGAGACUGAGACAAACCGUCACAUUAACACAAAGGAACUUUUAAAGAAUGCCCAGAAGGAAACUGCAAUGUUGAAACAGCAGCUUAACAAUACGGAGGCUCAGCUAACAUCUCAGUCAUCACAGAGGGCUCCAGGGAAAGGUCAGCCUAGUACAAAUGAAAAUGUGGAUGAUCUUGUAAGUCGACUAAGACAAGCUGACGAACAAGUUAAUGACCUGAGAGAGAGACUCAAGACUACUUCUAGUAAUGUGGAACAAUACAGAGCCAUGGUUCUUAGUCUAGAGGAAUCCCUUAAUAAGGAAAAACAAGUGACAGAGGAAGUUCGUGCAACAGUUGAAGCUCGUCUGAAGGAGUCUUCAGAGUAUCAAGCACAACUAGAAAAGAACCUGAUGGAGUCAGAGAAAGAAAAGCAAGAACUGCAAGAGGAGAAGCGUAAAGCUAUAGAGAACAUGGAACAACAGCUAUCGGAACUAAAGAAGAGUUUGUCAACCGUGCAGUCAGAAGUUCAGGAAGCUCUUCAGAGAGCCAGCACAGCUUUAAAUAAUGAACAGCAAGCCAGACGUGACUGCCAGGAACAAGCAAAGAUGGCUUCUGAAGCUCAAAAUAAAUAUGAACGGGAAUUAAUGCUUCAUGCCGCCGAUGUUGAAGCAUUACAGGCUAUUAAAGACCAAGUUUCCAAGAACACAGCAGUAAGGCAGCAACUAGAGGAAGCUGCUCAGAAAGCUGAGUCUGAAUUGUUAGAGUGCAAAGCCUCCUGGGAAGAGAGAGAGAGAAUGAUCAAGGAUGAAGCUUCAAAACUUGCAUCCCGCUGUGAAGAUUUGGAAAAACAAAAUAGAUUAUUACAUGAACAGCUGGAAAGUCUGAGUGAUAAGAUGGUGACUUCUAUGAAAGAAGCCAUGCCAACUGCAGUAAAUGUUUCUCUCAAUGAAGAAGGCAAAUCCCAGGAACAGAUCUUAGAAAUUCUUAGAUUUAUACGUCGAGAAAAGGAGAUUGCAGAAACUAGAUUUGAGGUGGCCCAGGUGGAGAGUUUGCGUUACCGUCAGAGAGUGGAGCACCUGGAAAGGGAACUCCAGGAGCUGCAAGACAGUCUCAAUGCUGAGAGGGAGAAGGUGCAGGUAACAGCAAAAACCAUUGCACAGCAUGAAGAAUUAAUGAAAAAAACUGAGACCAUGAAUGUACUGAUAGAAACCAACAAGAUGCUAAGAGAAGAGAAGGAGAGGCUAGAACAAGAGCUACAACAAAUUCAAGCAAAGGUACGCAAGCUUGAGGCAGACAUUCUACCUCUACAAGAGUCUAAUGCUGAACUGAGUGAGAAAAGUGGAAUGUUGCAGGCGGAGAAAAAGCUGUUGGAAGAAGAUGUCAAACGCUGGAAAGCCCGGACUCAGCAUUUAUUGAGUCAACAGAAGGACACCGAUCUCGAAGAGUAUCGGAAGCUGCUUUCAGAGAAGGAGGCAAACACAAAGCGUAUACAACAAAUGAGUGAAGAAACAGGCAGGCUUAAAGCAGAAAUAGCCAGAACUAAUGCAUCCUUGACUACAAGCCAGAACCUUGUUCAGAGCCUUAAGGAUGAAGUAACUAAAAUAAGAACAGAAAAGGAUACUUUGCAGAAAGAACUAGAUGCUAAAGUGGCUGACAUACAAGAAAAAGUGAAAACUAUAACACAAGUCAAGAAAAUUGGGCGCAGGUACAAGACUCAGUAUGAGGAGCUGAAAGCACAGCAUGAUAAGAUGGUUGCUGAAGCAUCAACUCAGUCUUUUGUAGAACAGCAAGAAGAACAAGUUUCUCUCCAGGAAGUACAAGAGCUGAAAGACACUCUUAGUCAAGCUGAAGUGAAGACAAAGACUUUGGAGAGUCAGAUUGAAAGUUUACAAAAGUCUAUAGCAGAAAAGGAAGCUGAAGUUAGAAAUCUUCAGGAGCAGAUAAUACAGCUACAAUCAGAACUUGCUCAUUUUCAUCAAGAUCUGCAAGAGAAGACUACCCAGGAAGAACAGCUCAGGCAACAGAUCACCGAGAAGGAAGAGAAAACUAGGAAGACCUUGCUUGCGGCCAAGCAGAAAAUUGCACAGUUAGCUGGUACAAAAGAACAGCUAACAAAAGAAAAUGAAGAGUGGAAGCAAAAGAGCAGCUCAUUAGAAGAGCAGAAGACUGAACUGGAAGUGCGGAUGAGUGCACUUAAAUCACAGUAUGAAGGUCGAAUCUGCCGUCUAGAAAGAGAGCUUAGAGAGCAGCAAGAGCGACACCAUGAACAGCGAGAUGAGCCACCAGAGUCUACAAACAAGGUCCCAGAACAGCAGAGGCAAAUCUCACUCAAGUCUACUCCAGCUUCAGGUGAAAGAGGAAUUGCUAGCACUUCAGAUCCACCAACAGCAAAUAUUAAACCAACUCCUGUUGUGUCAACUCCAAGUAAAGUGACUGCUGCUGCGAUGGCUGGGAAUAAGUCUACUCCACGAGCCAGUAUCCGUCCAAUGGUUACUCCUGCUACAGUCACUAAUCCUACCACUACACCAACAGCCACAGUUAUGCCUACAACACAGGUGGAAACUCAGGAAGCUAUGCAAUCAGAAGGACCUGUGGAGCACGUUCCAGUCUUUGGCAGCGCUAGUGGGUCUGUGCGUUCCACCAGUCCUAAUGUUCAGACAUCUCUCUCUCAGCCCAUCUUGACUGUUCAGCAGCAGACGCAAGCAACUGCUUUUGUGCAGCCCACUCAGCAAAGUCAUCCUCAGAUUGAGCCAGCUAAUCAGGAGCCAUCCCCUACCAUUGUAGAGGUUGUACAGAGCUCUCAAAUAGAGAGGCCCUCCACUUCUACAGCAGUGUUUGGCACAGUUUCAGCUACCCCAAGUUCUUCACUGUCUAAACGUCCACGAGAGGAAGAGGAGGAUAACACUGUGGAAAACUCAGAUCAAAUUUCAGAAGAAACAGUGGAUGUUCCUCUUCCAAAGAAACUGAGAAACAUGCAGAGAGUUGGACCAGAGGAGGAAGUGACAGCAGAAGAGAGCACUGAUGGCGAGGUAGAAGCUCAAACGUACAAUCAAGACUCACAAGACUCAAUUGGAGAAGGUGUUACUCAGGGAGAGUAUGCUCCCAUGGAGGAUAGUGAAGAAACUUCCCAGUCUAUCCCAAUAGAUCUUGGACCUCUUCAGUCAGAUCAACAGAACACUUCUUCAUCUCAGGAUGGUCAAUCCAAGAGAGAUGAUGUCAUUGUAAUUGACAGUGACGAUGAAGAUGAUGAUGAUGAAGAAAAUGAAGGCGAGCAGGAAGACUAUGAGGAUGAGGAAGAGGAAGAUGAGGAUGAUGAUGAAGACACAGGGAUGGGAGAUGAAGGUGAUGACAGUAAUGAAGGAACUGGUAGUGCUGAUGGUAAUGACGGAUAUGAAGCUGAUGAUGCUGAGGGUGCUGACGGUACAGAUCCUGGAACUGAAACUGAGGAAAGCAUGGGAGGAGGUGAAAGCAACCAGAGGGCAGCAGAUUCUCAAAACAGUGGAGAAGGGAGUACAAGUGCUGCAGAGUCCACUUUUCCUCAUGAAAGUUCAAGAGAACAGCAGCCAUCAUCUGCCUCAGAGAGACAAGCCCCUCGGCCCCCACAGUCACCACGCAGACCGCCACAUCCACUGCCCCCACGACUAACUAUUCAUGCUCCUCCUCAAGAACUGGGUCCCCCAGUACAGAGAAUCCAGAUGACUCGAAGACAGUCUGUGGGGCGUGGACUUCAGCUAACUCCUGGUAUAGGCGGGAUGCAGCAACACUUCUUUGAUGAUGAGGACAGAACAGUUCCAAGUACACCAACUCUUGUAGUUCCACAUCGUACAGAUGGGUUUGCAGAAGCCAUUCAUUCCCCUCAGGUAGCUGGUGUUCCUCGAUUCAGAUUUGGACCCCCUGAAGAUAUGCCACAAACUAGUUCAAGUCAUUCUGAUCUUGGUCAGCUUGCAUCACAAGGAGGUUUAGGCAUGUACGAAACACCCCUGUUCCUUGCUCAUGAGGAAGAAUCAGGGGGUCGUAGUGUUCCCACAACACCAUUACAAGUAGCAGCACCAGUGACAGUUUUUACUGAAAGUGCAUCAGCGGAUGCUUCAGAGCACGCUUCUCAGUCUGUUCCAAUGGUUACAACAUCUACUGGCAAUCUGUCCACCACUACAGAGGCUGGAGUGGGUGAUGAUGGGGAUGAAGUUUUUGCAGAGGCAGAAUCUGAAGGAAUUACUUCAGAAGCAGGCUUAGAAAUUGAUAGCCAGCAAGAAGAAGAAUCUGUUCAAGCAUCUGAUGAGUCAGAUCUUCCCUCGACUAGUCAAGAUCCACCUUCUAGUUCAUCUGCAGACACAAGCAGUAAUCAGCCUAAGCCGUUUCGGCGUGUCAGACUCCAGCCACCGACAUUAAGAACUGGCGUUCGUGGUCGUCAGUUCAAUAGGCAGAGGGGUGUAACUCAUGCAAUGGGAGGCAGAGGAGGCCUGAACAGGGGGAAUAUCAGUUAAACGAUCUGUAAAGUAAUUACAGCUGUGUAUACAAAAGUGCCAGUUUGCCUGUGGUUGUUUUAGUGUAAUGAAGCCAGAGCUUAAAGCAGCAUUUUAUACUUAGAUUUGUGUGCACACAUUUCAAUGUCUUUAUUAAUAAAAUUAGACAAAAUGUCAACAUCAAAUGGCAUCUUUUUUUUAAAUCCUCUGCUGUGCAUCACUUGCUAGGACAGUUGUACCAGUCUUUGGAUACAGUCUUUCCUGUGAGAGCAGUAACAGGUCUUGCUAUUCUUUUGCCAACAUCCAAACUGUAGUACCGAUCUGAAAUGAAGAUAUGUCAGAAUUAAAUUCCAGAAACUGUUUAGUACAUGGAAAGAAUCUUUAAGUUAAAGCCUGCCUUUUAAUUUAGGCAUGAAUAACAGAUUUUUUUUUUCAUUCCACAUAUGUGUAUGGAGUUGAGAGACUAUAACAAUGAAUUUUUGUCCUCAACUUUGUUUUUUACAUGUCCUUCUUUGUAUUUAGCUAAGUUUUACAGUACUGCUAACCAAGAAGAGGGAGUAGGGAAGAAUACUCUUAUACUGCUAGAACAUAGAAAUAGUCUUUUUGGAAAUCAAACAAACUAAAAAGAAAACAAUCUUGCACUGACUACGAAAGUGGGAAUUCUGUGGUCCCCAAGUGUGAAUUUGCCUAUGUUAAGGUUAGGAGUUAAAUCAUACAUCUCAUCGGAGAUUUACUUUAGUAUCCUGUAUUUGGAUGCGGCUAGUUCUGAACAUAUUUUUUUUUCUGAAUAAUCCAGAAAAUUCUGAGGAAUGCUUUCACAGAAGUCAGUGAAAAAACUAACCCUGUGCAGUGGUCCAGGGAUUUCAGUCUAUCAUUAAUGUAGUGCUGCAUUUAAGUGUCAGGUUUUUGUCACUUUAUAAGCCUGAACGCUUAUGGCAAUGCAUUCUGCAACUGGCUAGUUUGAGUGAUUGUACCUCGUUGCUGCUAGUUGUCCUGUAACUACUGAUUAUUUUUUUUAAUAGAAACAUCUUCCCAUUACAGGCAACAUUUCAAUUCUCAGGACUGUUUAGUAGUGCUUAAAAUUAGUCUUGCAGAACCCCAAGCAAUAACCUCGCACUUAAGAAAGCUGAGACAUUCGUAGGUUUCUUUCUUCCCCAUCCCUUAGUCUUUUGAGAUACAAAGUAACUUGCAUUAGCUUUAACUUACUGUAAGAGAAGGCAUAAUAAUCAUAGCCAUCUGGCUUAUUGUAGUUGGGUAGUGAUAUAGUUGAAUGAAUAACUUUCGGGAGCCCUUUCCAGUAAGUGGUCAUUUUGAUUUCCUUACGCAGAACUCCUGCAAGCAAAAGUAAAGUUAGGAGGUGUCACAAUAUGUCUGCUGUAAUUAUCAUUUGCCUGUAUAAUCUACAGCAAGUGAGAUCUAUUGGAUUAAAAAUUUUUAUAAGUACUACAUUAAAAAAACCCAGAAUGUUAUGUUUCAGAACUACUAAGAUUAAAAUGGUUGUAUAAAAGAAACUUAAUAAACAUAAGUUACCAGAUGAA